Blastocystis hominis is the source of this 432-nucleotide messenger RNA. RefSeq lists its product as hypothetical. The transcript is spliced from 3 exons. Gene Ontology annotation, cellular component: F-actin capping protein complex; actin cortical patch. NCBI's taxonomy places the organism in Eukaryota, Bigyra, Opalinata, Blastocystidae. Gene Ontology annotation, molecular function: actin filament binding. Gene Ontology annotation, biological process: actin cytoskeleton organization; barbed-end actin filament capping. The coding region runs from base 1 to 432 and encodes 143 amino acids. The record is from RefSeq and is a predicted model, not a curated record.
AUGGAUAGUGUUGGAUGUGAUGGCGACCACUUCGAUAUUCUGAUUGUUGGGGAGCUAAUCAAGCUCAGCAGCUACUAUAGUGGACGCUGGGUAAGUCAAUACUCUGUGGAUAUGACGGAUUCUACGAUUCACAUUACCGGAAUCGUAUCCAUCGCCUCCCAUUACUUUGAAAACGGAAAUGUCCGUAUGAACGUGCGACGUGAGAUGCCUCCUAUUCAGCUCUCUCUUUCCAACGGCGUUGCGACCAAGUUAUUUGAAAGGAUUGCGGCGUUCGAGGACGAGAUCCAGGAAGGCUUGAACGAGAUUUUCACAUCGCUCAAGCAGGAUGCGCUAAAGACGUUCCGCAGACAGCUUCCGCGGACUCGCCAGCACUUUCAGUGGAAUGUGAAUGCCCACAAGAUGGCAGACACGAUGAAAGGAAUGAACAAAUAG